GAAAAGAAAAGGGUUUUGGUAACUUUGGUUAAACGUUCCUCGAGAUAACAGAGGAAAUAACAAUAACGUGGAAUAUCUUAUCCCCAAACAAACUUAAGCCAUCGUACGACCAACGGAUUUUGUCAGCUUAUAAUUACCAGUUGAUUCUCAGUUUCACUAAACUAAAUCAAAAUCUCCAAUCUCCAUGGCUCGCUUGGUCUCAAAUACCGUCGGCCUCCACAGAUUCCGACCAUCCUUUCAUACAACCCACCAAUCUCCCAACUUCAUUCACAACCAAACCCCAUUUCUCAACAAAAAGACCCGCAGAUUCCGAAGCAUAACUUGCCAAAGCCAAACAAACCCUGACCCAACUGAAACUGAAACUGAAACCUCCUCAGCGGAAAAGUUGGCAGUUGAGCCUGGCACACCCAAUGAAGCUACUACUACGACUUCAACUUCCUUUGGUUUUCCAGAAUUUCCAAACAAAGUUUUAAACAAGCAAAUAGCACUGGUUUCUACUCUCGCAGCUUUGGGGCUUUUCUUAUCUUCACGUCUAGAUUUCGGCGUUUCUUUGAAGGACCUAUCUGCUGUCGCAUUACCUUAUGAACAGGCUCUUUCAAAUGGAAAGCCUACUGUUGUGGAAUUUUACGCUGAUUGGUGCGAAGUGUGUCGGGAAUUAGCUCCUGAUGUCUACAAAGUUGAGCAACAAUACAAGGGCCGUGUGAAUUUUGUUAUGCUGAAUGUUGACAACACAAAAUGGGAACAGGAGCUUGACGAGUUUGGUGUUGAGGGUAUUCCUCACUUUGCAUUUCUAGACAGAAAUGGGAAUGAGGAAGGUAAUGUGGUUGGGAGGCUUCCAAGGCAAUACCUUACUGAGAAUGUGGAUGCGUUAGCCCGUGGGGAAGCGUCCAUACCUCAUGCCCGUGUUUUGGGACAGUAUUCAAGUGCUGAAGCGAGGAAGGUGCAUCAAAUUGUUGAUCCUAGAAGUCAUGGGUAGGUGUUAGCUAGCUUCCCCGGCAGAGGUAACCCAUCAAUUUGUCACUGGUAAUAUACGUACGGGGUACUCUCCAACUUACUGAUGUUACAUACUCAUCUUGUACUUAUUGAGAACAAGUUUCUAAUUUUAUGAAAGAAUUAUUUUUGUGUUGAAUAAGAUAGAAGUAUUUUAUACUGGAGAAUCUUAGAAAUAAAUUCAUCAUUCAUUCA
Molecule: messenger RNA, 1185 nt
Organism: Quercus robur (English oak)
Lineage: Eukaryota; Viridiplantae; Streptophyta; Magnoliopsida; Fagales; Fagaceae
Product: thioredoxin-like protein HCF164, chloroplastic
Exons: 4
Coding region: 185-976 (263 amino acids)
Biological process (GO): cytochrome b6f complex assembly
Cellular component (GO): chloroplast thylakoid membrane
Source: RefSeq, a predicted model, not a curated record